Messenger RNA from Onychomys torridus (southern grasshopper mouse), 2683 nucleotides. It is a transcript of the gene Gpatch11, whose product is annotated as G-patch domain containing 11. Gene Ontology annotation, cellular component: kinetochore. The coding region runs from base 297 to 1088 and encodes 263 amino acids. Gene Ontology annotation, molecular function: nucleic acid binding. The record is from RefSeq and is a predicted model, not a curated record. The transcript is spliced from 11 exons. Lineage: Eukaryota; Metazoa; Chordata; Mammalia; Rodentia; Cricetidae.
CGCAUGCGCGGCGCGCGCUCGGCGGAGCUGGGUCCUCCCGGCGGGUAAAGCUGCGCUUAAAUUUAGGGUCUGCGGACGCCCAAGAAGAACGAAUGCCUGAGGUCGGUCGGUGCUAGUUGGCUGUGACUGCCCAUCGCAACUUCAGCAGCGCCCCCGCAUCCGAGCAAGAUCACCGAGACCUGUAUUCUGUGUAGUUGGGAAAAAAUCAUUUACCGGAUCAAUCCUUCAUCUUUCCAUCUGGAAAGUAGAACUGUUUGUAUCUAUUGAGCUGUUCAUGAACUAGGCAGUAUUGUCAUAUGACGUUGAACAUGGCAGAAGAAGAAGAGGAUUACAUGUCAGAUGCCUUCAUUAAUGUUCAAGAGGACGUCAGACCAGGCGUGCCAAUGCUGAGGCAGACCCGCGAGGCCCGCCGGAAAGAGGAGAAGCAGCAGGAAGCCAAUCUGAAAAACAGACAGAAGAGUGUGAAAGAGGAAGAACGGGAAAGACGGGACACCGCGUUGAAGAAUGCGCUGGGCUCUGAAAACAAAGGGUUUGCUUUGCUCCAGAAGAUGGGGUACAAGAGUGGGCAGGCCCUGGGCAGGAGUGGAGAUGGUAUUGUUGAACCAAUUCCUCUCAAUAUCAAAACAGGAAAAAGUGGCUUAGGUCACGAGACAUUACUGAAACGGAAAGCCGAGGAGAGGCUGGAAAACUACAGGAGAAAAGUUCACAUGAUAAGCCAAAAUGAAAAAACGGCCGCCGAGCAGUUCCGGAUGCGAAUGAAGAGUAAGCAAGAAGAGAUGAGGCUCGAAGGAGACCUGCGAAGAAGCCAGCGAGCUUGCCAGCAGCUGGAUACCCAGAAGAACAUACAGGUUCCCAGGGAGGCAUGGUACUGGAUAAGACCUGAAGAGGAGACUGAAGAAGAGGAAGAGGAAGAACAGGAUGAAGAUGAAUACACCAGUGAAGAUUUGAGUGUGCUGGAGAAGCUGCAGAUACUCACCGGCUACUUACGAGAAGAACAUCUAUAUUGCAUUUGGUGUGGGACAGCCUACGAAGAUAAAGAAGACCUAUCCUCAAAUUGCCCAGGACCAACCUCUGCAGAUCAUGACUGAGCUUAUUCCCAAUAAAGUAAAAACAGUUUCUGCAGGUGCCGGGGAUUGAACUCAGAUCAUCGGGCUUGGUGGCAGGUGCAUUUACCUGCCAAGUCAUCUCACUGUCCCUAAAACUUGCUGUUUGAUUAAGUUGAGGGGAAUUUCAGGUACAAACAGUUGGAAAGACUGUGAGUGUCAGAGCAUGUUGUGAGCCGGUCUGUGUAGCUGAGCCUUAAUCUGGAAAUACCACGCACAGGAUUCAUGAUGGCAGCCUCUGGGGAGUGUAGCUACUGAAUCUCAUUUUAAGUUUCUGGUCUCAAAAACUGUCAUAAGUGUAUAUACUGUAAGUGACUGGCUCUGUGAUAAAAUAUUGCAAUUAUAGGAAAUUAAAAUAUACCACAACUAAGUUAACAUCAGUGGGGCUCUACAUAUUCUAGAAGCAUUUUUUGUCUCCCAGUACUAUUACGGUUUUCAUUAGAAUUGAAGCCAAUACUAGUGUAACUACAUCCAUCUAGCCAUGGGGAUGCCAUGAGCCACUUUCAGAGCAGAGGACGUGCUACAGACACACAGCUAGUUCCUCCAGCCAACAUUGAGAGAAAAGAAAGCACAGGAAAUAUGCUAUACAGGAAAAGGACGUGUCAACCAAAUGUAACCUUGGACCCUCCCAAUUUGAAACUACCUAUACAAAAGACAGUUUGGGGAUUGUAAAAGUGAUCCAGACUAAUUAUGUGAUAAUUACAUUUCUUAGUUUACCUGAUAUGUGGUUUUGUUAACAUUACAAGGAACUGUUACAAGUCAACUUUUAAAUAUUCACAACUGAAACACUACAAUGCCUGAGAUGCACUUUAAAAUUUCCUGCCAAAAAAAAAACACAAAAUGAAGGGAUAGGUCUAACAGCAAAGGUAAAAUAUUAUUUGUUAGAACCAUAUAAUGUCACUUACAGUCUCAUCACUCUCGUCUAUAUUGAAGUUAAAAAAUUAUGAGAAUUAAUAUUGAAUGAAAAUAUUUUCUUUUAUAUUAAAAGGUUAAGGUGCCAAAGAGCCUCACAUUAUAGUGAAUGUUCAGGUAGGGACUGGAUGUUGUGAGUCUGCAGAUGGUGACUUGGGAAAGCCGACAUUCAGGUUUCUCAUGUCGCGUGUAGAUAUGUACACAGUGUGCACUUAAUGGGCAUGCAGCCUGUACGGUUGCACUAGACCAUUCUCAGAAGUGUCCCACACUUAGCCACUUAAAAAGCACCUUAUAUUUCAUUUCAACCUAGGUCCCACAAAUCAUACAACCAGCCAUACACAUAUGUCUGUAUGUAUGUAAAUAUUAUGAGUACAUUUGAUAUAAAUUUAUGUUAAGUCUACAUGUCUCUAUGUAUGUGUGCAUUUGUUGUGUAUGUAUAUUUAAUAGAAAUGAUAUUUCGUCUAAGGUAAGAUUUCCUAGGUCUGUUUCUCAAAACUGUACCUGGAAUCAGCAAGUGAGUCCUACUUUGCUCCACUGUUGCUAUGAUUAAGAAGAUACUUUUAUUUCCUGGUUUUGGGAGACUGAGACAAUAUAUCCUCAGAAGUAAAUAAAAGAUGCUUGGGGCUAGAGAGAUGGCUCAGAGGUUAAGAGCACUGCCUGCUCUGCCA